CGGAUGAGCUCGGAGAAGAAGUUGCACAGCUCAGAUUCUCGUAAGGCAGAAAAGCAGAUUAAUUAGGCUUGGUUUAACUUAGCGAUGUUGGAAAGUACUUUUAAUGAGUGUGAUGAAGACGAGAAGGGUUUCCUAUCACGAGAAGAUCUCAAAGUGGCUGUGGUCAGACUCAUUGGAUACAAACCAUCUAAGUUUGAGGUGGAUGAGCUGAUGAAAAACAUAGAUGGGCCUGGUAUGACGUCGAAUGAAUUCAUAUCUGCGAUGAAGCCCAAAUUGGCAGCACUGGACCCAGAUGAACACAUCAGACAAAUAUUUGUUGCAUUUGACAGCAAAUGUAGAGGAUUCCUGACUAUGGAGGAUGUAGAGAAGGCAUGCAAGUUGGUAGCUCCAAAGAUUCAGCCUCAUCGAGUCCAGAAAGCUUUCAGUGAACUAGAUGGAGAUGGUGAUGGUCGUGUAAGCUACAGAGAUUUUGAGUUCAUGAUGAAGUACAGUCUAGCUGAUGGCUUAUGAAAGAACAUUGUCUAUGCUUCAUUCUGUGACCUGCACAAGAGUAUGAUGAUGUUGAUGUGAGCAUUGGCCGCCUGGAAAGCCCUGAAUGCAUCAGAGAGUGGACCUCCUGUACUACAGGCCUCCAGCUGCGCCGACCUUCAUGAUGGUAUCAAACAGAACGAAAGCUCAUCUGCUUUGGUAGGCUGAAUGUAUCUGUGAGGAUGGCCUGACCGUGUUGGUGUAUACUGAUGAUUGGAUCAUGCUCAGUGGCAUCUUACGAAUGGCCUCAUUCAUUAGGCUUUUGUUUGACUCGAGAAUGUGUGCCCAAACCUGCCGGAAGUCUACAGAAUGUGUGUUUUAAAAACUGUCGAAAGUCUGUUUCAGUUUAGUCUAGAAUGAGAUGCUGUGAUGUGUGUGAAGGUAUACAGUGUACUUCUCUGAUGGAGCCGAGGAUGACACACAGUGAAAUUGAUUCACAAGUAUGCAAUUAAGAUGCUUACCUUGAUAAACAUGUAUCAGGACUACGCACAACCAUGUGACCUCUCUCUCAUACACCAAAUAAUACUGUGGUCAAAAUGAAACAAGCCAGAAGCUGAGAUUUGGUGUGCAAAACUUUACUGCUGCAAUUUUACAAGAAAUAUUGUUUUGUUGAAUUAAUGAUAUUGGUGUACCCCGUGGCUGGGGCAAGGCCUACUUUGCCCUCUGUGAAAUGAGCAAAUUGGUAAACCAAACACAAUGAUGUAGAACAGUAGAAAUGUUAACUUGCCUAUCUAAUUGACUUAUUGUUUUAAUUUCAUUUGGGAAAAUGUUUGUUAAUGUUUUUGUUUUUUAAAUAUCUAGCUGUCACACU
Molecule: messenger RNA, 1339 nt
Organism: Strongylocentrotus purpuratus (purple sea urchin)
Lineage: Eukaryota; Metazoa; Echinodermata; Echinoidea; Camarodonta; Strongylocentrotidae
Product: EF-hand calcium-binding domain-containing protein 11-like
Exons: 7
Coding region: 85-510 (141 amino acids)
Cellular component (GO): cytoplasm
Molecular function (GO): calcium ion binding
Source: RefSeq, a predicted model, not a curated record